AUGCUGCUGAUCACCAAGGCUCUUGGCUGCCAGAUCUUCUUCUUCGACAUGUGGGGUUAUUUUAGGAACCCGCACAUUGAGAUUGAAUAUUCCGAAUCCAGCUCUGCGUUGCGCAGCAUCGUAGAAUCCUCCGAGUUCGAUGUGCCUUCUGAAACGGAUCCAUCUAUUGUUGUAACCCAACAGACGCUCUGCCGUAAUGAUGAGUUCAUCUGA
This is a messenger RNA of Linum trigynum, 213 nucleotides long. The record is from the annotation of a GenBank genome assembly. NCBI's taxonomy places the organism in Eukaryota, Viridiplantae, Streptophyta, Magnoliopsida, Malpighiales, Linaceae.